AUGAUGGAUAACAACAACUAUGACUCUCUGAUCCUUUCCCACCCAGAAGUGGUUUCGACCAUUGGGAACAACAUCUACUACUUGCUGUAUUUCUUUGUACUGUGCUGGUUACUGAUCUAUUCAGUUGCAGGGACAGUUCUGCUCCAGGUUGGCCGCCAAUGGCUACCAAACAGCUUUGGUGUCAUGACACCUUCCCAGCAAUACAAGGUGAUAUUCUGGGUGCUGGAAUCAGUGGUGGGAAUCAUUUCCAUUGUGGAAAUAGUGUUGUGGUUGCCUAAAUCUAUUGCCUUUCAUGGCACUAUUCACUCUGCCCGCAUUACAGGAGAGGCUGACAUGGAUUGGAAGCAACCAGCAAGUUGGUUGCACAAUCUAAACCAAGCUAUCAAGGUCACAUCUUGGGCAGUCACUCCCCUCUUAUUGGCAUAUCUCUUCAAGCUUUGCUUCAUUGUCAAGGAAUACCGCCUACGCCCUCUGGUUAUUCUUCACCACCUUGUCUGCAUAGGCAAUUUCAUGUUCAUCUUCUCGGCCAUUCUUUCUACCCUGGAUGGGAAGUGGAUGGAGCUAGCCAUUAUGUUUUCACUCAACAUUUCUCUGGAGUUCCCUAUUUGUGCAGCCCUCAUUCUCUACCGCUUCCAAUCGCCAUUCUCUGCCAAGGCAAUCCAAGUUGCUAUUGUCUAUGAGACUGUACUCAGAGUUCUUGUUUGGACACGAGCAACGGUCAAAUACUGGGACUUAUGCUUUCAACAAACAACCCUGACACUCUAUGAACGGAUCUGGAGGGUGUACUAUCCCUUUCUGCUACUGAUAAUAUUGUCCAUUGAAAUUCACACAGUGGGCGUUCAUCUUGCAUUGUACCAUCGCAGCAAGAGACAGUGGCAGGAAACCAAAGAGGAAAUAUUGGCACCCCCUAUUUUUAAAGAGGAUCAUGAGAUCCAUGAAACACCUUCUGGUGCAUCAAAAAUAGCAACAAUGGACGCUGCUGACGCUUCUGAAAGACAGAAUGAUGCUGUUGCCCAAGAGUCAACCACAAGCCAUGCAGAACCAACCAAGAAAGUCACUUGGAGACGAACUUUUGUCAAGCACCUGCCAGACUUUUCCAACCUGAUCAUCAGCAUUUUUCUCAUUGCUGUCUUCUCCAAUCCAUAUGUGCUUCCCAUUGCAGAUCGACCAGCAGCUGAACCCCAUCAAGAAUCUUUGAGAGUAGCCAUUGUUGGAGGAGGUGUGGCUGGCAUGGGUGCUGCUCUGGCCUUUCAACAAUCACAAAACAGUGCAUCCUCAUAUGAAGUAGACCUGUUUGAGGCCCGUCGUGAAUUUGGAGGAGCUGCUUCUGCAUACUACUCAGAAAAGAAGUUUCAGCCUCCAUUUGUGGAGCAUGCCUUUGUUGCCUUUUUGGAGUACUACAACUUUGAGAAACUGCUUGACUGGUUGGUAUCAAGCACUGGAGACAUUUUGGGAUCUUCCUUGCCCCCAACAUUCAAUGACCGCAACCGAAUUCACAAGUAUCAAGAUGAGAUCCAUGUCUUGGCCAAAGCUCUCAAAGAUGCCUAUGAUCAUUGGAAUGAGGCUCAGCUCAUGGAAACCACACUGGGAGAGUUUACAAACCCAGAUCAUGGAGUUUACUCCGAGGACUUUCUCCGAGAUUAUUUGACUCCAUGUUUGGAAGCCUAUGUUGCCACUGGUGCUACCUUGUUUGACAUGCCAAUUGCCCUUUUGACAACCUUUGAGACUCGUUUUGGGCUAUGCCUCUCGCCGUCCCGGGCCAAGAUUCAUUAUAUUGCCAAUGGAACCAGUGCCUAUGUCGAGAGACUGCGUCAGCACUUGGAAGUUGACGACAGAAUCCAUCUGCAUUCCGGCAAUGGAAUUGUGGCAGCCCAAAUGGCCAACCAGCCAGAGGGGGGCACAGCUCCAAAACUUCUAGACUCAAAUGGCAUUUGGAGGGAAUAUGACCAUGUCAUCUUGACACUGCAGCGGCCUCAGAUACGGGAGAUCUUGGAUCAUCCCAGCUCUGUGGUGUGUGAAUUUCCUCUUCACAAGGCCCAACGGAGUGCAUGUCAGUCUCUGUACGAGCAACUCUUUCCAAGCAAUGAUCUUCUUGGGAGCUACACCCGCACCAUUAUUCACUCUGACACAGGAUUCAUCAACAAUCUUGCAGCCAACCUUUCCCUUCCUUCUGAUCAAUGCAACUAUGUGGAUGGCUACAACUUUUUGAUGAAGAAUGUUGGUGACAAGCCAAAUCAUCACCAUUUCACAACUAUCUUGAACAGCAACAACAUGGAUCCCAUGCAUUGCAAUGAAAACCUCGUGCCCCCUUUCCAGCUCACAACAGAAGAAGACGACUACCAAUUCCUUGAGGAAAUAGGUUUGUCAUCUGAUCGAAUCUUGGAAGAAAAGAAAUGGCUUCAUCCCAGUCAUGAUGCCAGGUUUUUCAAGCUUGGCCGUGCUUCUCAUGUUAUUCAAGGUCUGGGAUCCUUUUGGUUUGCAGGGGGUGCUUUUAACUUCAAUUUCCAUGAAGAAGCAUUGGUGUCUGGGUUGGUGAUUGCUGAGAGACUCGGAGCUGGCUACAUGUUUCAUGAUAAUGCCCUUGCAUUGGCCAGCUUCUUGAGAUCACGGGCUUGGCUCCUGUAUGGGCUGAACCCGAUGAUGCAUCCAACGGUCCCUCGUGGAAGCAGUCAAAAGAGCUUUGUUUGGCGUGGACAGCCCGCCCAUUUGGAGGUGUCCAAGCUUGAGCUUUGA
This is a messenger RNA of Seminavis robusta, 2733 nucleotides long. Lineage: Eukaryota; Bacillariophyta; Bacillariophyceae; Naviculales; Naviculaceae. The record is from the annotation of a GenBank genome assembly.